Molecule: messenger RNA, 851 nt
Organism: Serinus canaria (Common canary)
Lineage: Eukaryota; Metazoa; Chordata; Aves; Passeriformes; Fringillidae
Exons: 2
Coding region: 99-824 (241 amino acids)
Source: RefSeq, a predicted model, not a curated record
UCACGCCGUGCGCUGUGCACGGGCCGAACCCGCUCCCGUUUGAGUCCAGAGCCAGGGAAGGCAGCGCUGCUGGAGCCGCAGCUGCACCGGGCAGGGGGAUGGCCGAGAGCGCAAACGGCAUUUCCCAAAUCCUGCUCCGUUCCUUUGGCGUCCUGCUUAGGAGGGGUUUUAGAACGUGUCUGGAGGGUCUGUUGGGCUGGGGAGGUGCCGGUGCCCGGACCGUGCAGGGAUGCGGGCUGGGGAGGUGCCGGUGCCCGGACCGUGCAGGGACACGGGCUGGGGAGGUGCCGGUGCCCGGACCGUGCAGGGACACAGGCUGGGGAGGUGCCGGUGCCCGGACCGUGCUGGGAUGCGGGCUGGGGAGGUGCCGGUGCCCGGACCGUGCAGGGAUGCGGGCUGGGGAGGUGCCGGUGCCCGGACCGUGCAGGGAUGCGGGCUGGGGAGGUGCCGGUGCCCGGACCGUGCAGGGAUGCGGGCUGGGGAGGUGCCGGUGCCCGGACCGUGCUGGGAUACAGGCUGGGGAGGUACCGGUGCCCGGACCGUGCAGUUUCAGCGGGCUGGAGCAGCAUCCCGGACCCUGCCGGCCGUGGCGGGGCGAUGCCGUUGUGGCGAGCGGCUGCUGCCACCGGCUGGUCCCUGCCCUGCACUGCGGCUGCACGGAUCCGCCGCUCCCGUCCCGUCCUCCUUCACCGGCCGAUGCCACAUCCCUCUCUCAGCGCCGCUUCCAAACUGUGAUUCACAGAGAGCCAAGAGAAGCGCAGAACCCAGAGGGAAAAACAUCUUUAAUUCAGACUUUGCACGUUUUUCUGCCGGAAUAUUUUUAACGCCCUUCUCCCUCUCUUUUUUGUGCU